This is a messenger RNA of Cylicostephanus goldi, 414 nucleotides long. Lineage: Eukaryota; Metazoa; Nematoda; Chromadorea; Rhabditida; Strongylidae. The record is from the annotation of a GenBank genome assembly.
AUGAAGCGCCUCGAAGCUCAGUACGGAGUCAUCACUCAACACGUCAGCCACCAAACGCUGAUGAAGGCAAUUGGGCAUAAGGGAUCAUUCAUGAUCCUUGGAAACUUGUGUUUGAAGCUUAAUUUGAAACUUGGAGGAGUUAAUCAUAAUUUACGAAUCUCGGAAAGUUUCCUCAAGGCAAAUUCUGAUUUACGCAACAUGGAUGCUACGCUAUUUCCAAAGACUCGUAUGUUUGUCGGAUUUGAUAUUAGCCAUGCUGGUCCUCAAUCAUUUGCUGAGCGUCAGUUGAAGAAACCACAAAGCGAGCCGACUGUAGUUGGGAUGGCAUUUACAAUCGGAGAACCAACAAAAAUUCGUGGAAGUUAUUGGAUGCAGGAACCGCGCGAAACGUCGAUCUCCGACAUUGCAGAGUAA